Nothobranchius furzeri (turquoise killifish) is the source of this 1371-nucleotide messenger RNA. RefSeq names its product hepatic sodium/bile acid cotransporter. Gene Ontology annotation, biological process: bile acid and bile salt transport. Gene Ontology annotation, cellular component: membrane. Gene Ontology annotation, molecular function: bile acid:sodium symporter activity. Lineage: Eukaryota; Metazoa; Chordata; Actinopteri; Cyprinodontiformes; Nothobranchiidae. The record is from RefSeq and is a predicted model, not a curated record.
CUGCAGGGUUUACCAUCCAUGUUGUCACGAGACCAUGUGACAAAGGGGCUCAAAUACAGAGAAGAGGGGUCAGACACAAGAAUGUGUGGGUGAGUUAGUUGGAAGCUUCGUGGCCAGAAAUGGAGAUAAAAACCAAGACAGAGUCAAAGUAGAGCUGGGAUGACUGGCACCAUGAAUGUGACAACAGGAAGUGUGGAGAUAACUUUCACCUCUAACGACAGUGGCAUCCCUGGCAAUGGAAGCGUUGGUAUUCUGAACAUCCCCAAGCACAUGAACACAGCCAUUAAUGUCUUGUCCAUCAUCAUCCUCUUCAUCACUAUGAUUUCCCUUGGCUGCACCAUGGAGAUAUCUAAAAUUAAGGUCCAUCUUCUCAAGCCAAAGGGGGUGGCCAUUGCACUUGUUGCUCAGUUCUGCAUCAUGCCCAUCACCGCUUUCUCCCUGGCCAAAAUCCUGCAGAUGGAUCCCUUUAAGGCUGUUACUGUGCUCAUCUGUGGCUGUUGUCCAGGAGGAAGCUUAUCAAAUAUUUUUUCACUCCUAGUGAAUGGUGACAUGAACCUCAGUAUCGUCAUGACGACCUGCUCCAGCGUCGCAGCCUUGGGUCUCAUGCCUCUGCUGCUCUACGUCUUCAGCAAAGGCUUCAAAGGGUUGGAGAACGCUGUGCCAUACGCUGGCAUCAUAACCGCCCUUGUGUCCACACUGGUGCCUUGUGCCAUCGGCAUUCUCAUCAAUCACUAUAAACCAAACUACUCGUCAGUUGUCACAAAAACUGGUGUCAGCAUCCUGAUUAUCUCCACCAUCAUAAUUUCUGUCCUGUCUGGUUUAGUUGUCAGAGAUGUGAUAUGGAUGAUCUUCAUGCCAGACGUCCUCUCGGUGGCUGCGCUGAUGCCUCUAAUCGGGUUUACAUUGGGCUAUGUCAUGUCUGUCAUCUGCAGACUCAGUCCACAAUGCAGCAGAACUAUCUCCAUGGAGACAGGAUGUCAAAACAUCCAGCUGUGCACUACCAUUCUCAAGGUGGCCUUUCCUCCACAGGUCAUUGGACCCAUGUUUCUCUUCCCUCUGAUGUACAUCACGUUCCAGUGUACUGAAGCCCUCCUCGUGGGCUUGUGGUUCAGAUGUUACCAAAUACACAAGCCACCAGCUGAGGGUGCAAGUGUGCAUAAACAAGAGGAGGUGAAACUGCCAUGACAGCCAUAAAAAAGGCCGGCUGGACCUGAUCAGAACUGAGACACUGACUGAAGGACACAGAUAAAAAUAAAUGUAUUGUUCAAAUAAGAAGAUUGUUUAUGUUUUGUUUGCAUGCAGCAUAUCUAAUGUAGUGCUGGGGUUUGCUUUUGUCCAAUUUUGCUUAAACUAUAAACAGAAAUUCACAAA